Zonotrichia albicollis (white-throated sparrow) is the source of this 5879-nucleotide messenger RNA. Lineage: Eukaryota; Metazoa; Chordata; Aves; Passeriformes; Passerellidae. The record is from RefSeq and is a predicted model, not a curated record.
UCUUAAUUCUGUGAAUUUUUCUGUGAGCAUGUGAAUUUUUCUGAAGCAGCCUGUGAUGCCUACUUCUACAGCAUUAUUGUUUAAUAGUGUGUUUUCUAAUUUAUUAAUACUUCUUUUUCUAGUUCACCAAAUAGCUUCAGCUUCCUGGUAUUCCUUGUACUCCUCAGUAUAUGGAGAACUUGAGGGGAUAUCUGAGGGCAGAGCAGCUUCAGCAGAAGGGUGGGAGAGCUUUCAUUCUCCAUGGCAGAGCAGCCCAGAGACCACACUGCAGCACUGGGGCAGCAUGGACCUGAAGCUCCUGACAAAGAAGAUGGUGUGACCUUUCUGUGAUACCACAAUCGCUGUGUGCAGUUACAGUAACAGCACUACCACUGGAAUGGGGGUCAUGACAAAGAGACAAACCAUGGAUUCAGUAUUUGUGCCUGAAAAUGGCUACCUUGAUUUACUGCACAGUGAUAUUGACCCAGUGCAUCUGUGUACUUUCUUUGAUCCAAAGUCAUCUGGAGAUGAAGAAGGUGACUUCUCUACAGAUCUUGAAGUUGAUGCCAGCAACUAUGAACAGUUCAAUAAUAUGGAUUUCCCAUAUGAAAAUGGAGAUGGGUUCUACCCCUGUUGCAACACCACGGAUGCUUAUGCUAAAAUGGCUGAAUUAGUAGAAUAUGUGCUCAAGGAUCAGCAGGAGAAGCAGGUUGAAGACAUUUUUGCAGGGAACCUUAUUUUGGAUGACAUUGCUGCCGAAAACACUGAGAAAUUUCCUGACAUAAAGAUGCAGUCAUGUCUCAAACGAACUUUCUUAGGCUCUGCAGCAGAGAGUUACUAUGACGCUUCAGAACCCAAAUAUAAGAAAAUUGUGGAAGUCCCCGCAGCCUCUGCAGGGAGUGGCAGUUUCUUUGCUAUGCCUCUCAACAGCCACCCAGUGAGCUGCACCUCCCUAACCAACCAGCACAUGUCCUGUUCUGUUCCUGCUGCCCACGGGCUGGAAAGGAGCCUCAUCAUUCCUGGAUUGUCAGAACCUUUGACCUCAGAGUGCCUACCAGCCAGUGUAAAAGGGUACCAAGAGAAUCCAGGCUUGGUAGGUGCGCCUCAGCAGAUAUUUAAUUUUGUUCUUGAAAAUGGCACAUCUGAAGUUAUAGUAUAUCCAGUGCUGACAUCUUCCAUGGAAACAUUCAUGUCUCCAGUUUUUCCAGUUAAUUUAUGUGCACAACAUACGUAUACCACCAGCCCUGGAAUUCCCGAUGCAGCAGUAGCAGGUAAAUAUUUAGAGAAAUUUCAAGAAGUUCAAGAUUCCAUAAUUCCUUCUGAAGAACCUUUCAAAAGACCAGAGCAAGUGGAAACUUUCUGUUCAUCCCUUAAGGAUUAUUUCCGAGACACGUGCAAAUCUGUGACCAUGGAGCGGGAAGUAAAUCUGGAUCACCUGUUCAUUGAUGGGACACUUGUUCAAAGUCAAACUGAAAGCAAGACUGGAAAGAACAGUGCAAAAGCAAUGGAAAAGGAGCUGGUAACCUGCAGCCUGCAAGAGAAGGAAAAGACAGCCAUUGACAGAAGCCAAAUAUUUCAAAUCCCACAGCGUAAAGACUUAGAGACUAAAGUGAUUGUGGUGCUGGGAAAAGCAGGAAUGGGCAAAAGCAUUCUCGUUCAGAAGAUCUGCCAGGACUGGUCCAACGGAGAGUUUUCUCAGUUUGAAUUUGUAUUUUGGUUUGACUGCAAAAUAAGCUUGCCUGAGAAGCAAUACAGCCUGAAGGAACUGCUGCUUGAAUUUUUUGUAAAGCCUCAAGAGGGAAGCAAAGAGAUCUUUGAGUAUAUGUUGCAAAAUCCUGAUAAAGUCCUUCUGAUUUUUGACGGUUUUAAAGGGUUGCACGAUCAUGAGAAUUUUCCUCGUUGCUCAGCCAGCCAGCCUGAAAAGGAUUUGUGCAGCAUAAAGGAGCUGCUUUCAGGACUCAUCCAGAAAAAGAUACUCAAUGGCUGUACUUUAUUAUUUACAGCAAGGCCAAAAGACAAACUGUACCAGUUCAUGUCCAAAGUAGAUAAGACUAUUGAAAUUGUAGGAUUUUCCCCUCAGCAGAGAGAAUUGUACAUAACCAAAUACUUUGAAGAAUCACUCUACUGUGAUAGUGCACUGAAAUUAAUCAAAGAGUGUGAGUACUUGUUCAGUCAUUGUUACAGCCCUGUUAUGUGUAGAUUUGUUUGUUUUCUCUGUGAGACAGUGCUUGAAAUGGGAGAGAAAAGUCUUCCUUCAACUCUUACUGAAGUCUUCCUGAAAUUUUUUCAGCAGAAGAUAAUGUUUAUGCAAACAGAUGUUACAAAUGUUACAACCACAAAAAAUCAAGAGAAUCUUGUUACCCUAGCUCGUGUAGCCUGGUGUCUUGGAGAAAAGCACCAAAGUGCCAUGAAAAGUGAUCUUAUUCCUUCUAAGGAAGUUAAAGAGUUUGCUCUGAAGUAUGGGUUCUUCCUGCCAUUUGCAUUCCCCAGACAUUCAGAUAGUGAAGAAGAGGAAUUUGGGUGCACAUUCUCUGAUUUUGUCAUUCAGAAUUUCUUGUGUGCGCUUCACCUUUUAUUAGCAGAAGAGCUCAAGGAUAAAAAUCUAACAAAGUACCUGUCUUUUCUAUCCAAGAAGAAAAAACCUUAUAACUGGUUAGAUUUAAUGCCUCGGUUUGUGGCUGGUUUGAUGUUUCUCCAGGAUGAUCCCUGCUUCUGCUCUCUUUCAAAUGAGGAUGAAAAACAGUCAACCAAGAAGCAGAAGACCCUCUUGAAAUACAUUAGAAGGCUGCAGAUUGAUACUCUCUGUCCAGAGAGGUUGCUGGAGCUUUUAUGUUGUGUUUAUGAAACCCAGAACAAUUAUCUCCUGCAGCAUGUGGCCUUAAGGCUGGAGCCAAAGUUGUCUUUUCUGGGCAUAGCUCUUACACCACCUGAUGUCCAUGUACUGCACUCUGUUUUGAAAAGGUCAAGAAAAGAGUUUUCCUUGGAUUUGCAGAACAGCAGCAUUGACAUGCCAGGGCUGCAGGCCUUGGUCAGCCUGAGGAAUGUGACAUCGUUCAGGGCUUCCCUCAGUGACACAGUCAGGCUCUGGAAAUCUUUAGAGCAGACAAAAGACUACGAACUGCUGAAAGCAUCCACAGAGAAAUUUGUUCUUGAUCCCUUUAAGGCAAAGACAAUGAAGGACAUCAGUGACCUCUCCGACCUUGUAGAGAUGCAGGAGAAGAUGAUGAAUUGUGUGCAGGAAGCAUCUGGUUGCACCAGCUAUGAAAUUCCUGCCAUCAGAAACCUCAGAAAACUGGAAUUUGCGCUGGGUCCAGCAUGUGGCCUUCAAGGAUUGCUAAAACUCGUGAAAAUUCUUGCAGCAUUUCCAUCACUUCAGCAUUUAGACCUUGAUGCUCUGAGUGAAAAUGGCAUAGGAGAUGAAGGAGCAAAGAGUCUAUCUGAAGUCUUUCCAACCCUGACAUCACUGGAAACAUUAAAUUUAUCACAGAAUAAAAUAACAGACCUGGGUGCAGAGAACCUUGCUGCAGCUCUCCCUUCCUUGUCUUCCUUAAAAACACUAAGCUUGUACAAUAACAACAUUUGCGAUUUUGGAGCAGAAAAUCUGGCAAAGGUUCUUCCUGCAAUGACAUCUUUAAGAGUGCUAGAUGUUCAGUAUAACAAAAUAACUGGUGUUGGAGCCCAGCAGCUGACUGACAGCCUACGAAAAUGUCCCCAAAUGAAGAACCUGGUGAUGUGGAAUCCCACCAUUCCCUAUGGAGUUCUUGAACACCUUCACCAGCUGGACUCCAGGAUCAGUGUGUAGAUUCAGAGGAUUCCAUAAAGGUUUCAUGAAGAAGAGGGGAGGGUGUCCUCUGUCCUUUCCUGUCUUCUUGCUGCUUUAUGAAUUGGUGUCCUCAUGUUUGUUGCAAAAAAUAACAUUUCAGUUUCUAAGCGAUGCUUAAAUUGGAUGACUUAGAGAGUUCUAAAAUGCUAUUCAAAGACCCAGCUGUAUUUCUACUUAAGUAGUAAAAAUUAAGCAACAUCAAAGAUGAAAAGAGCACCUGGAUACUGUGACCACCAUUAAGAGACCAGGAAGCACAAGGAUAUUGUGAGUAUAAAAUUCCAUCAAGUUAUCGAAGAGCAAACUGAAAGCUGCUCAACCUGCAACAUCUGAAGCACUGACAGAUCAAAUCUGAUUGCUGAUUUCAUGGUGCCAGUGGUAACUGCCAUCAAAUUUGGUCUGAUGAUUUUGGACUUCCAAAGCUCAGGGUUACACAUUUCACCUCUCUGUAUGGACUGAUUGGAAGCACUAGGGUGAGAAGCAUAAAAAAGAGCCAUCAGCCCUAGAAAGUGUUCUCAUAAGAUUAUCCACAAGAUUCUAGAAAUUGCUAUUUUCUUCACUAGUAAUCAGUGCUGCUUUAAGGGAUAGAAAUGUAUCUUCUAUGACUUGUUACAGAAUCCUUCAAAAAGAUUGGGGAAAAAAAAAGUAAUGAGAAGAAAGAAAUUGAAAGUGUAAAAUGAUGAAGCAUUAUUCUAAAAUUAUUGCAGAAAUCCAAAUAGAUAAAAAUAGCCAGUUUAUGGCAGACAAAUCCUCAAACAAUUUUUGAAGGUUUUUACUUUGUCUCAAAUGAGAACUCUGAAUUCACAUACCUGGAUUGGUAUUUAAUUUCUUAAAUGCAGCUGGGCAGCAUAAAUGUUUACAAGCACCAGUUUUAUACUUGACAGUGAUAUCACUACUGUGUGUGGUUUCUGUGGCCUUCUGGCUCGGAGUUAUGAGUAACCAGGCAAUCAACAAAAGCACAUCUCAAAGCACUAUCAUGUCUAUGCUGCUGGUCUCAGUCAUAUGUGGGCCAAAUAUUCAUCCUGCUGACUGCAACAGCAAACCAUUUGUCUCUUUUAUUCUUUUAUUUCUGCUCUGUGAACAUGAAGAGAAGUUAAAAUUGGACAGAGGCAAUUGUCAGGAGCAGGUCAGGAGCACCAUUCUGGCUUCCCAUCCAGAUAAAGUCUGAGACAGAACAACAAAAAGGGAUGGAAAAACCUAGGAAUGCUCAAAAUGCUACAAAUUGAGAAGUCUUUACUUCACAGUUAGCUCAGGGUUAGUUCAACAACCUCUUUGAAAUCUCUUCUGCUAGGAAGCACUGCCAAUACUGACCCAAGGAUCUGUGCAAACUAGAAUCUCUCAACUAACCUCUCAAAUGCUCUGUUUCUUGGUCCUUAAAAAUUCAGAUUUAAACAGCUCAAAAUCACAACAUUCAUUUUCUUUCCAGCAAGUUCUACUCCUCUGCUUAAGUUUCAGUGCCUGCAGAAUCUUGACAGCAGGGAUGUGGACAAAUUAAAGAGAGUGAACAAAUUAAAGAAAGAAGGGAGAAAGGAAGGUCUGUUUGUUGUUUCUGAGAGCAGGGAAUCAGACAUAAGGUGUAGAGGAAGAGAGAGCCAGGAGGAAAAACCCUGUGGAGAAUAUGAUUGUAAUUACAAUUUGUAUUUUUCUCAACUAUCUGCAUGGUUCUUCUUUAUAGUCAAACUCUAGCCAGAGCCAUGGAUAAAAAUCUUAUUUAUCUUCUCCUCUUGGAGCUGCUUGAAUGGGAGGUAGUUUGAGCCAAAUGUGGUGGGAUAUUCCCAUCAGCCUGUGGCACUCCAGCCAUGCAGAUCCUUGUCUUGACCUCUCCUAGCUAAGCUUUGGAUGACAAAUGCCCUUUAGGGAUAUUUUCUGCAGCUGCACUUUACCAUGACUGAGUCUCAGAAUGUGCUAAAUAUUCCACAGGCAGCUGAAUGUUGCAGGAUGAUGUCUGGACUACUAAAAUCAUGUUGGCUGUACUGCUGUUCUCUCAGUUAGUGGGAAUGUAUGUUUAUAAUGUACAGGUUGUAAAUUUUGAUACAGUGUUUUGGUUGUCUUUACACAUCUUUUUUAAAGUAUUAAUAAA